Messenger RNA from Octopus sinensis (East Asian common octopus), 2456 nucleotides. RefSeq names its product serine/threonine-protein kinase Sgk1. The transcript is spliced from 18 exons. The record is from RefSeq and is a predicted model, not a curated record. Lineage: Eukaryota; Metazoa; Mollusca; Cephalopoda; Octopoda; Octopodidae. Gene Ontology annotation, molecular function: phosphatidylinositol binding; protein serine/threonine kinase activity; ATP binding. Gene Ontology annotation, biological process: protein phosphorylation. The coding region runs from base 365 to 1972 and encodes 535 amino acids.
GAGAAGCAAUUACAGAGAGAAGGAGAACGAAAGAGAUAGAGAGAGAAAUAGAGCGAGCACUUGGUUACAGAGGUUGAAAGAAAGAGGCAUGUGAAAAGCAUUGUUGCUUUUGAGAGAAACGAGCGAAGCUAAAAUUCAUUUGGUGAGAGAGAGAGAGAAAGAGAAAAAGAGAGAUAUAAUAGAGAUAGAAUGAAUGUAUGAAUGACUGGGGAGAAGAGGAGAAAAGAUAAGAAGAAGGAAAAAGCGACAGACGGACUGACAGGCAUUACCGAAGAGCUUGCUGUAGAGCACUCAGCCUGUUGUUGUGGAAGGAAGGCAGGCGGAACAUUCUGUCUUGUCAUUUGACUUACUACUAUAGGAAAACAUGUCCAACACGUUACAACCUUUACUGCUGAGUCCAAAUCGGAGUGAAACGAAUAAGUCAGAUCUGAGCCCGACCAGCGCUAGCAUAUCUGACACACAAACUUGGGAAAAAGACAAGAAAUAUGUUAUACCGUAUCUCUUGGCAAGGUUACAAAACCCUCGAAGAAGCUACUCUCGAGCCUUCAAGAUCUGGUGUUCUAAGCCUCUUGUCUAUAAAGUUGUGGUCAACUCUGCUGGACGUACAUGGUUCAUCUUUCGACGCUACAAUGAGUUUCAUUCCCUUUAUGAAAAGGUGAAAAAGGUACACCCGGAUGCCAAUUUAAAAUUACCAGGAAAAAAAAUCUUUGGAAAUUUAGAUCCUGAUUUCAUACGGCAGCGAAGGGAUGGCUUGGAUGAUUUCAUACAGAAAUUAGUGACACACCCAAAACUUUCUCUUCACCCAGACGUCCGGGCUUUUCUAUCACUGGACAAUUCCAGAAAUGCUCAAGAAACUGUUGAUACUGAGAAUUUUUACGAUUCCGAUCCUAUCAUGAAUGGUAAAGAUAGUAAUCCAGUGAAUCUUGGUCCCAGUGAGAAGCCAAGUGUCAGACCGAGUGAUUUUGAAUUUUUGAAAGUUAUUGGCAAAGGUAGUUUUGGAAAGGUGCUCCUGGCACGCCAUAGAACAGAAGGAAAAAUCUAUGCCAUCAAAGUACUACAGAAGAAGGCUGUGAUGAAGCGGAACGAAGUACGACAUAUCAUGUCAGAGAGAAAUGUUCUUGUACAGAACGUCAAACACCCUUUCCUUGUGGGGCUCCAUUAUUCUUUCCAAACGCCGGACAAGCUUUACUUUGUACUGGACUAUGUCAAUGGUGGAGAGCUCUUUUUCCAUUUACAACGAGAACGCUUCUUCCCUGAACCGAGAGCUCAGUUCUACGCUGCAGAAAUGGCCAGUGCUCUAGGAUAUCUUCACUCCUUAAAUAUCAUCUACAGAGAUCUCAAACCUGAAAAUAUCUUAUUGGAUUCUCAGGGUCAUGUUGUUUUGACAGAUUUUGGUUUAUGUAAGGAAGGAAUUGAAGGUAUGGGAACCACCACUACGUUUUGUGGAACUCCUGAGUACCUUGCUCCUGAGGUCUUGCGGAAACAACCAUAUGACAGAACUGUUGACUGGUGGUGCUUAGGAGCUGUUCUCUACGAAAUGUUGUUUGGAUUGCCACCUUUUUACAGUCGAGACACAGCAGAGAUGUACGACAACAUUCUUCAUCAGCCACUACGGAUACGUAACAAUAUCUCUCAGUCAGCCAGAUCUAUAUUAGAAGGAUUACUUCAAAAAGAGAAAGAAAACAGGCUUGGCGCCAAAAAAGAUUUCCAGGAAAUCAAAAGCCAAAAUUUUUUUGCUGAUAUCAAAUGGAAUGACUUAUACUCAAAAUGUAUAGACCCACCUUAUAACCCAAAUGUGAGCGGCCAAUUGGAUUUGAAGAAUUUUGACCCAGAAUUUGUAAAAGAACCAAUACCUGGGUCCGUAGGGAAGUCAGCUGAAGGCAACAAGUUGAUUAGUGCAAGUGUCCGAGAAGCAGACGGUGUGUUCGAGGGGUUUUCAUAUGUUCCUCCCGCUGAGGAUGCAUUCAACUAAGGACAGGAAUGGUGUCCUGCAACGACCUGGAGACUGGAACUGCAUCUGCUUCACUGAAGAAGGAGUACAGAAGGAAAGAAUAAAUAAAAGAAUGAAUGAAAAAAAAAACAAGAAAAUACCAACAGAAACUAAUUGCUAUGGGUCUAUGAAUUUUAUUGGUGUUGUCUGACUGAAGACUACUGUGUAUGAAAAUGUCUACAGUUUGAUCUGUAACAUAUCUAACAUGUAUAUUUUCAGACGAACACAGAUUGCAAGAAAGCUGACCAACUGCUCUUCGUCAAUUGCUCAUAUGCACGCACACUCUUUACACACAUCCAAACACACUCUUUACACACACACACACAUUCCCACACAUUCACAUGUGCGCACACAUACACCAAUUUUCAUUCCAAUCUGCUCAAAUUCCUGUUGUUACUUUCCUCUAGAAGAAUGAUGAAAGUGAUAUUAAGAUUUUUGUUGGGGUUUUUUUUUUUUUUUUAAUUAU